Messenger RNA from Chlorocebus sabaeus (green monkey), 803 nucleotides. NCBI's taxonomy places the organism in Eukaryota, Metazoa, Chordata, Mammalia, Primates, Cercopithecidae. The record is from RefSeq and is a predicted model, not a curated record.
GAGCCGAUGGACGGGCUGAAGGAGGGAGGGAGACCCCAUGGGGAGGCUCUGAGAGGGAAGAGGAGCCCAUGGUCGCCCUCACCUGAAAGGGGCUGACUGAGGAAGUCACGGGGUCUAUUUGCUGCUGUGUCCUGGCCCUCAGUGAGAUAAAGAUAAAUCAGGCAGACAGUGGCCCGGGGACGGGGAGACCCCAUUUCUCUCUGAAAUGUCUGCAGAGAGCCUGGUGCCCGCCCCCACCUCAGCCCUGGGGAAAUGAGAGCCAGGCUCCCGGGGGGAGGGCAGUUCCCCUUCCUGUGGGCUGAGGAUGAGACAAUCCCAUGACAAGAAGGACCCAGCCUCCGAGCGGCCACACCCUGUGUGUCUCUGUCCUGCCAGCACCGAGGGUUCAUCCAUCUGCAGAGCCCGGGCCACUGGGAGGAGACGCCAUGACCCCCGCCCUCACAGCCCUGCUCUGCCUCGGGCUGAGUCUGGGCCCCAGGACCCACGUGCAGGCAGGGCCCCUCCCCAAACCCACCCUCUGGGCUGAGCCAGGCUCUAUGAUCAUCCGGGGGAACCCCGUGACCAUCUGGUGUCGGGGGACCCUGGAGGCCCAAGAGUACCGACUGGAUAAAGAGGGAAGCACAGUGCCAUGGAACGCACAGAACCUAGUGGAGCCCAGGAACAAGGCCAGAUUCUCCAUCCCAUCCAUGACAGAGCACCAGGCAGGGAGAUAUCGCUGUAACUAUGUCAGCCCUGAAGGCUGGUCAGAGCCCAGCGACCCCCUGGAGCUGGUGGUGACAGGUGAGAGGUCUGUUCUCUUCAUC